This is a messenger RNA of Talaromyces amestolkiae, 2385 nucleotides long. RefSeq lists its product as uncharacterized. NCBI's taxonomy places the organism in Eukaryota, Fungi, Ascomycota, Eurotiomycetes, Eurotiales, Trichocomaceae. The coding region runs from base 1 to 2385 and encodes 794 amino acids. The transcript is spliced from 7 exons. The record is from RefSeq and is a predicted model, not a curated record. Gene Ontology annotation, molecular function: heme binding; oxidoreductase activity, acting on paired donors, with incorporation or reduction of molecular oxygen; iron ion binding.
AUGCCUUCACAAACAUUCUACUUACUUGGACAAAGUCCAUCCUCCGCCAGGGAAGUCCAGAUAGAUGCUUCCCAAACAUUUGAGGGCCUGCAACUUCUCGUUGCCGGCCAUUUUGCAAUUGUAGAACCAAGUGGAAUCAGUUUCCAGGGACCCGACGCUGUCCUAACUGAAGUGUCUGAGGUUCUGGCAGCGGCGACUCCUGUGCCCAUCACAAUCGAUGGACAUCCCGUUCGCGAUCCACCCUGCCCGAAAGAAUUGCCCUUCGUCGGUACCUUCUUUGAAGUCUAUCCGGAUCAUCUUGGAAAUCAUCAACGUCUUUUCGAGAAGUACGGGCCGAUCAUCAGAACAAGUAACCUGGGUCGUGUCACCUACCAGACCAAUGAUCCGAAGAUCGCCGCCAUUGUGUUCUCUGAAUCCGAUUUCUUCACGAAAAAGAUCAAUGAAUCCCAUCCCCUGCACGCCCUAAAGACUCCUGCUGCUGGUGUUUUUCUUGGUGAUACUGAUACACCGGAAUGGAGGGUCGCUCAUAAAUUCUUGCCUCCCGCUCUGGGCCCCAAGGCGGUUCGACACUAUGCUCCGACGAUGCAGAAGACUGUGGAGGAUUCGUUCAAGGUAUUCGACAAGUUGGACGAGCAGGAUGAAGCGUGGAAUGUCUACCAGUACAUGUUGAAGCUGGGUUCCCAGGCUGUAGGCAAGCUCACCCUUGGGAUAGACUUCCAACAUUUCGACGCACCAGAUGCUCCCGUUCAUGAAAUGGUUCACAACAUCGCCGAAGUCCUAUCCCUCAACAAAAAGGUCACCUCGAAAGGAAACUGGUACAGUUCCCUACCAUUUGGCGACCCAAAAAGACUUAGGAAUCUGAGAGCGCGCAUUGAAGAAAUGGUAGAGGAGUCAAUGAAAAAGGCGUCAAGAGGAGGUGUUGAGGACCUCCCUCUCCAAGAUGCGGCUUUGACAGCAAGCAACAUGGUUGAUUACGCUAUUCGUGCCACUGACAACAAGGGCGAGAAAUUGCCAAAGUCUAGCGUGGUUUGGGCCCUAGUCGUGGCUACGGGUGCCGGUUUCACAACCACCAGCUCUCUCCUCUCCUGGCUCAUAUACGGCCUCUGUCAGUAUGAGGGCAUGCAAGAGCGGUUGCUCCAAGAGUUGAUUGACCACGGCUUCGAUGAGAACACUGAAAUGACUGCCGACUUCACGGACAAAUUGGAGUUCCUUGACAAGUACAUCAAAGAGACUCAGCGACGUCACAAUCCCUCCUUUCAACCGGGACGGACUGCGAAAGUUGACCUAAUCCUGCCAGGUGGAUAUAAGCUGCCGAAGGAUGCAGUGGUGAUCCCUGCCUUGCAUCAUAUCCACAACCAUCCCGGUCUCUGGGACAACCCUGCUCGGUUCAACCCUGAUCGUUGGGACACAGAGGAAGUAAAAGGCAGGCACAAGGCGGCAUAUAUCCCUUUUGCAAUGGGCCCUCGUAUGUGCAUUGGAUUCAACUUUGCGCUUCAGGAGAUCAAGGUCUUUUUGCCCAAACUUGUCUACCGUUAUAAGUUCUCCCGCGAAGGCGAAGAACCCAUCGAAGCGUCGAACCAAAUGGCCAGCAAAGUCGACAAUAGCUUCAUCGUGAGAUUCUAUGAGAAUAUUCGCCAUGCACUUCCGAACAUAGAGGAUGGCGCGGGUCCAAAGACCGACAAAGAGAAACAAGUCAUGAUCUUCAACUUUGCAUCACUAGCACCACUUCACGUUCUCAUCUUUGUCCCGGAGAGUAUCACAAUCAAAAUCUUCGAGACAGUUGCCCAAUUGGGGGUUUUCGAUAGCUCCAUAACACCGAAGGUGGUGCCCUAUCACCUGCACUUCCAAGGGUCAAAUGAGAAGAAACUCCGAUUCUACGACCAAACUACCUUCGUGUGUGCAAUGGAGGGAAAACUUUUUUCGAGCGACGAACUCUCGGAAACAGACCUAAAGUGGAAACCUUCCAACAAACAAUUACUAGAGGUCGUCGUGGAGUGCCAGGCCAUCGAGACACGGGAAUCACGAGAAUACGAAGUGUCGGAAAACAUUUCAAGUUGGCGCGACGAAUUAGCCGCCAGGCAGCUCAAUAAUAACACGUCUACUAUUCAAAAUGAUCCAUUGCCACAGCGCGAUCCAGAGAGUCAAGUCGUUCCAGCUACCAACACUAGAGAAGGAGUUGCGGGAGAGCAUAACAAAGAAAAAGAGAUCACGGCCGAUCCCCAGACUCUGUGCAAAUCUAGUCCCAGGGCCCGCACUGUGCCUGACACUCCUUGCACGCCCAUUGCAGAAAAUGCCCACAAGAAAACGGAUCUCAAGGCUAAUACAACUCUCAAUUUCGAUACACCAGACGCUGUGAGCAUCGUUGAGAUUGACGAAGAGGAUUAG